GUUUACUUUCUGGUGCACUGCAAGGCUAACCAUAACCUGCCUUGUACUGUCAGUGCCGUGGAUGUUCCCAAAAAUUUUGAAAGUCCAAAUAUUUCUGCCAGUCUAGAUUCAAAGUGGGACUAUAGCCUCGGAGUAACCAACCAACAUGGCAGUUUGACAGCCUGAUCAUUACUUCACUUAACAAAUUUCAUAUGUGUUAAGCAACUUUUAAGGUAGCAAUCAUGCAAUCAUCGGUGCUAAAUCAGAGUGGUGACGAAGCGGUGGAAUGUCCGCUUUGCAUGGAACCUCUGGAGGUAGAUGAUCUCAAUUUCUUCCCCUGCACAUGCGGAUAUCAGAUAUGUAGGUUCUGUUGGCAUAGAAUUCGUACUGAUGAAAAUGGAUUGUGCCCUGCAUGUCGCAAGGCCUAUCCAGAAAAUCCUGCGGAUUUUAAGCCUCUUAGCCAAGAAGAGGUUUCGCGUCUUAAGCAGGAGAAGCGACAUAAAGAUCAUCAACGAAAGCAGAAAGUGACUGAAAACCGAAAGCACUUAGCUAAUGUAAGAGUGGUCCAAAAGAAUUUGGUGUUUGUUGUAGGUUUACCAACACGAUUAGCAGAUCCCGAGGUUCUGAAAAAGCAUGAAUAUUUUGGAAAGUUUGGAAAGAUACACAAAGUUGUUAUCAAUCAAAGUACUACAUAUGCAGGUUCACAGGGUCCAAGUGCCAGUGCUUAUGUAACUUAUUUCAAAUCCGAUGAUGCAUUACGUGCUAUUCAAGCUGUUCAGAAUGUUCCUGUUGAUGGACGCACCAUCAAAACAUCAUUAGGAACAACAAAAUAUUGUUCACAUUUCAUGAAGAAUCAAGUAUGUCCGAAGCCAGACUGCAUGUAUCUUCAUGACCAUGGUGAUCCCGAUGCCAGCUUUACCAAGGAAGAAAUGCAACAAGGAAAGCACCAGGAAUUUGAAAAGAAAUUACACGAAACACUGAUAAAUUCCUACAACAAAGAUAGAAAACCUACGCCAUCACCCCCAACAGCUGUAGGUUCUGCCAGUCAACCUAGUAUACAACCGAGUAAAGAUGCCUGGCCUUCAUUACAACCAGGCACAACAAUUAAUUCAGUUGGUCCUAGUAUUCUUUCAUCAACAUCAAAUGGCACUAACAGCAGCAGUAAUAGUAGCUCCAGCAGUAAUAGCAAUGGAAAUAGCAAUAAUAACAAAGGCGAGGGCAGCAAUCAAAAGAAACAACAGACUAGUUCUAAAAACAAGAAGAAAAAUAAUAUCAAUUCAGGCAUAGAAGAAGGCAAAGGAAAAUCAAAAGACAAAAAUUCAGCUCAGACUACAGAUAAAGAGGAUGCUCAUCGAAAACAAAAUUCCCAUCAAAUACAGUCAAGCAGUACUAAAGCUCCCCGAUCAGAUAGGGCUAAUAAAAGUGAUAAACACAGAAAUAUGGAUCCUGAACAGGAUCACAGAAAUGAAAGAUCAAAUGUUACUGAUAAUAUAGAUGAGGCUGAUUUAACUGAGUCUCAACACUUUGAAAAUGUCAGUCAAUUUGGUGAUGUGGAAGAAAGAAUAGACACAAUAGAUGUGACGGUAAAGUCUGACAGAGUAGAAAAGACUGAAAGACCUAGCCAAAGUCAGAGGAACCAUCUGACAGAAAAUCAUUUUGGUGAACUGGAAAACACCCUGUACUCAUCUUCGACUCCAGUUUCCACUUCAUCAGAAGAAUCUUCUCCUGGUGGUCGUAGCUCCCCUGCUCGCCUUUCUGCCUCGCAUAGAGCAGCGUCUCUUUUGGAACCUGACAACAAUUCCUUCUUUUCUGCAGGCUUUACAAAAGUCAAUCCGUCUACUCCUAAUGCUGUUUCUAAUAGUGAAUGGGCUCCAAAUGGUGUGUCCCUUCCGCAUAUGCCUGAUGUUUUGCCACCAGUUCAUUCGUCUGAGGACUGGCAGGCAGCAUUUGGGUUUGGAUCCAAUAGCUCAGUACCAGAAACCAAACAAACAUCUGCUGCAGCUAUGCUGGCUAAAUAUCACGCCUGGCUUGAACUUGCUGGUCAACAGAAACUCGAAAAUUCCGGUGUUAAUUUAGUGAAUUCAAAUUCAGUGCCUGGUUCUAAUGAGCAGACCUUCGCUCACCAGUCCAGUACUUUUGGCCCAGUGCGAGUGCCAGAAAGUUCCAGUUUGUUGAUGCACAAUGCUUUCCAGCAGCAGCAGCAUCACCACCACCAACAACAGCAACAACAGCAGCAGCAGCAGCAGCAACAACAACAGCAUCAACAACAGCAACAUCAAUCCUUUUUGCUUCAUCUACAGCAACAGCAAGCCCUGCGUCUGCAACAGGGUAGCCUGACCUCUGCAGGUCCGGAGGUUGGCUUUCCAUCUGCUGAUGUUAAUCGUGAAAACAUCAGCAAUGGUCCAUCAGAAAGGGAGGCUUUCCUUCGCUUUGAUCAACAUAGUUCUGCAAACUCAUUAUUAAAUAAUAGCCAUGAGGACUACUUUAACAACAGUGAUCAUAGUGAAAGAAGACACACAGACGAUGAUCUUGGGUUUGAUCCAUUCCAUGAGACACAGAAGGGUCUUGCAGAGAUGAUGGAAAAGGAACAGUUACUUAAACAGCAACAGCAGCAACAGAAUCAUAAUUAUCUUCAACAUCAACACCACCAUCAGCUCAUGCAGCAAGCCCAGCUUGCAGCUCUUAAUCAGCAACACAACUACCAACAACACAAUCCCUUAUACCAUAGACUGGCACCUCAGCAACAGGUGCCUAGCUGCACAAAACUAUUGGAAGGACUUGGUCUAGGUAUGAAUAGUUCAAUGGCAACCCGCAGCCGACCUCCCCCACCAGGUUUUGCCCCUGCACCUAACCACAUGAAUGCCUUUGGAAUGGGUUUACCUCGUACUGCACCGACUAGCAGCAACCCUAGCAGCAACUUAGGAAGUAAAGUUUUACCGUUUAUGGGUCUGGGCAGUGUUGGCAGCUCUGCAAAUAACAGCAGUGCCAGUAGCAGCAAUGGAAGUCAAAAUUCACAGGGUAUGCCAACAAAUCAUAUGCCGUUCAUGAAUGGCUCCAUACUGAAUCAAGGUAUGUCUAAAACUACACUGGAUUCUAUGUUUGCCAGUGCUAAAGAAUGGCCAGAGAACUGUAGAUCUCUUUUACCAAAUCUUGGUACUAGUGUUCCCCAAGCCCCAUCACAUAGUUAUGCUGCUCAGAAAACUGCUGCUUCUAGUUGGAACUGCCCUGACUGGACAGCGUUAGAUCCAGCCAUUGUUUCAUCAUCCAGACCACACUGGCCUGCUAGUUCACCAAUGAGUACGCCCACUCCACCACCAGGAUUCGGCUUUGGACAGCAACACCCACACACAUUAAACACAACGAAUAUGGACAAUGCAUAGCAGUGAAAUAUUUCUGCCGCAGAGGAUGGUCAUUGCAAGACACUAGACUUAAACCAGUGUUCGUAAUGUAUAUUUUGUUUCCUUUCUGUAGGCCCGUCUUAAAGGGCUACUUUAAAUAGUCUCAUGUUAUGCAGCUUAGAUAAGUUCAAACGAAAGUGAUAUUUCUAUUGGACUGUCAUUUUAUAGAUCAAGCAAUGUACAAUGGCAUUGUUUUGGUAUUCAGGGUAGAGUAAGAUGAAACUCAACUCCUGUAACUCCGAUUUCAGAAAGAUUAUAUUAAAGCUAUGUUUACAAAUUACUUAUUUGGUACACCUUGUGAUUUGGGUUCCUCUAACAUUUCUCAACGAUUAUGAAUGUUAUAUCUGACAAAGUUUAUUUGUUUUCUUUUUUCCCAUCACACAGAAACUAUUUUCUCAGAUGUAGCGCAUAGCUAAAAUUACUUCUGUUUUAGUGAGAGGAUUCUAUUUUGUGUGAUGUAUUCUGACACUGUUACUUAUGUUAUCUACCAUCCUUUGCAGCUGUCAUCGCUAUAAUUUCAAAUGGUGCUGGUUCUACUUAUUUGUUUUUGUCUUGUGUGGUCCAUAGUCCAUGUACCAAUCAAAUUUAAAAUGUCAACUGUUAUGAAAUGCAAAUGAACAGUAUUGGGUGAAUGUUCAAAGCUGAAGUCUUUUGACUGAAAAGAUAUGCCAGGCCACUAUGGGGAGCUGGCCCAGCACUGAGAUUACCAACAAAUUACUGAAUUCAAAUGUGAGUUACUAUGUCUAAUGGGUUGGAUUUUGUGCUUCAAAAAUGUGAUCCAGCUUCCUACAUUAUUACUCGUAUAAUGGGAGCAAAGCAUACAAUAUAUAUUAUUUUUUGCUCUUACAAAUUAUGGCAGAAUAAAGAGUGGAAAAUACGAUUA
Thrips palmi is the source of this 4260-nucleotide messenger RNA. RefSeq names its product myb-like protein Q (gene Cnot4). Gene Ontology annotation, biological process: protein ubiquitination. Bases 222 to 3359 code for a protein of 1045 amino acids. Gene Ontology annotation, cellular component: CCR4-NOT complex. The transcript has 16 exons. The record is from RefSeq and is a predicted model, not a curated record. Lineage: Eukaryota; Metazoa; Arthropoda; Insecta; Thysanoptera; Thripidae. Gene Ontology annotation, molecular function: RNA binding; metal ion binding; ubiquitin-protein transferase activity.